CAAUGUGUGUUUGAGGGAUUCCGGCGCGCGCAGACUUUCCUGGAACCUCGACUGAAAAACAGCAUGCAAACCCCAGGCAAUCUCAACAGCCGACAAUUCAACAGCCCUUCUCAACCAGAGAAUCUAAAUACUCCCUCCCUUCAGCAAGCAUAGAAUACAUAUCAGAGAGGCAUGUCCUUCGACAUCGAAGCCGCGGACGUCAUCCGCCUCAUCCACCAAUUCCUCAAGGAAAACAACCUCCCCCGCACCCUCGCCGCCCUCCAAUCCGAAACCAGCGUCUCGCUCAACACCGUCGACAGCGUGGACACCUUCACAGCCGAUAUCCUCGCCGGGCGGUGGGAUGUAGUCCUCAAAACCAUCUCCCAACUGAAAAUCCCACAGCGGAAACUGGUUGACCUCUAUGAGCAGAUCACUCUGGAGUUGCUGGAGAUGCGGGAACUGGGCGCGGCGAGAUCGCUGUUGAGGCAGACGGACCCGAUGCAGUUCUGUAAAGACCAUUACCCGGAUCGGUACCUGCACCUUGAGCAUCUGCUCAGCAUGACGAUGUUCGAUGAGAAGGAGGCGUACCCGCACGAUGGGAGUAAAUCCAAACGGCGGCAGGUGAUCGCGCAGGCGUUGGCGGGGGAGGUCUCCGUUGUCGCUCCCGCACGGUUGCUGGCAUUGCUAGGGCAGGCGCUCAAAUGGCAGAACUCGCAGGGAUUGUUACCCACCGACACGGCGUACGACAUGUUUCGCGGGGCGGCGCCGAUGGCGACCGCGGAGGAGGACGCGAUACCCGAGGAUUGCUAUAAUACGAUCAAGUUUCCGAAGAAGCAGAUGGCGGAGUGUGUGGCGUUCUCACCCGGUGGGCAUUACCUCGCGACGGGGAGCAUGGACGGGUUCAUUGAGAUUUGGAACUACAUGACGGGGAAAUUGCGGAAAGACCUACCGUACCAGGCGGCUGAUAACCCGAUGCUGAUGGAAUCGGCUGUGCUGUGUCUUGCGUUCAGCAGGGACAGCGAGACGCUUGCGAGUGGCGGGCAGGAUGGGCGGAUUAAGGUGUGGAAAGUCGCGACGGGGCAAUGUACUCGCCGUCUUGUCCCCGCCCACGCACAGGGUGUCACUUCCGUCGCGUUCUCGGCAGACGGGACGCAGCUACUCAGCUCGAGCUUCGACAUGACCAUCCGCUUACACGGCCUGAAAUCAGGCAAACUGGUCAAAGAGUUUCGCGGCCACACGUCGUUCGUCAACCACGCUAUAUUCCUGAUGGACUGGACCAAGGUGAUGAGUGGAAGCUCGGACGGGACCUGCAAGAUCUGGGACGUCAAGACGACCGAAUGUGUGGGUACAGUUACCCUGCAUGAGGGGAAAGCGGUCUCGAGCGGUGUGAACACCCCGACGAUCAACAAUCUUUGCAUCUCGCCCCGGAAUUUGGACCAUAUUGUUGUGUGUAACAAGAGCCCGUAUGCGUAUGUCGUCGAUGGGCGCGGGAAGAUCCAAAAAACCCUAACCCUCCUGUCGGACACACGCCCAACAGCUCCCUCCUUCAUUCACGCAACCACCACACCCAAAGGCGAGUACAUCCUCCUCGCGGCCGAAGACGGCCACGUGUACGCGUUCCACUCCGAGAGCGGGAAGCUGGUCAGCGGGUGGAAGGUGUGUGCAGAGGGGGCGGAGGUGAUUGGCGCUGUGGGGCAUCCGGCGGCGAACGUCGCUGCGGUGUGGUGUGACGAUGGGGUGGUUGGGUUGUGGAGGCAGUAGAAUCUGAUGGAAGGGGUAACCCCCGGUGGAAAGGAAAUGGGCGCGUUGGAGGGACAGCACAUGGUGCGAAAGGAAACGGAAAACAAACCGCGCAGAUGGAACAAAAGCGUUGGAUCGGACGACGCAGCCCCUCCACAACACUUGCGAAACCC
Fimicolochytrium jonesii is the source of this 1892-nucleotide messenger RNA. Its product is annotated as WD40-repeat-containing domain protein. Gene Ontology annotation, biological process: mRNA splicing, via spliceosome. Gene Ontology annotation, cellular component: precatalytic spliceosome. Gene Ontology annotation, molecular function: protein binding. Bases 172 to 1740 code for a protein of 522 amino acids. The transcript has 2 exons. The record is from RefSeq and is a predicted model, not a curated record. NCBI's taxonomy places the organism in Eukaryota, Fungi, Chytridiomycota, Chytridiomycetes, Spizellomycetales, Powellomycetaceae.